GUGGCCAGCUCCCGAGCGCGCACACACUCUGGAGUUCACAGGCCACAAACAGAGCCAGCCCCCUGCUCUCAUGCAGCUCCGGGCAGUCGGAGAGGGGAGGAUGAUGAUGAUUGCCUGAGCCUGUCACCACACUGGCUGCAGUAGCUGUGCACGGCUCAGUCCUGAGCUGUGCAAGGCUGGAGGAGGAGGCAGUGUUGCUCAGAGCCGAGCGAGGGUGGAUCUCUCGCCAUAGAAGCAAGAGGGGAAGCUGUCAGUGGGAGAGAUGGAGCAGCCGUGUCUGAGAGCAACCUCCCUCUAAGGGAUCCGCUGUGUGUGUGUGUGUGUCCCUGUGCCUCGGAUUUCCGCCCGUGCCCCUAAUCUCAUGGCUGGUUUUACAUCCGUGCACAACAGCUGGGCUUGCUCCAUUCGGUGAGCUCCAGAAACAAAGGCACUUCAGAGCCGGACGGACACACGCCCAGCCGCCUUGUUGUUAUUAGCCACGGAGGAAGGCGACAGCCCCGCGGAGCUCUCCGCCUCGCCUGCAGCCGGGCUCUGUGUGUCUGUGCGGGGGAGCGCACGAGAAGCCGCUCCUGCCUAAAGAGACCGCUUCCUCGGCUCCACGUUAACAGCUAGUGAUUUUCCACACCUCUCCGCUCCUUCCCCGACAAGUGGCUGGGCCAUGGGAGACAAAGGAACCAGAGUAUUUAAGAAAGCGAGUCCCAAUGGAAAGGGGCGGUGCGGGCGAAUUCCAAUCUGAUUUGUUCUGACGGCCAAUCAGACAUCUGAGCCGGGGCGGCAGGCAAGGCGGGGGAUGUGCGUUCUCAUGGAUAAUGAAGAGCUCACCGUCUACCUUGGGAAGAGGGACUUUGUCGACCACAUAGAUGUUGUGGAUCCCGUUGAUGGCGUCGUGUUGGUCGAUCCAGAGUACUUAAAAGAAAGGAAAGUCUUUGUCACGCUGACGUGCGCCUUCCGCUACGGACGGGAGGAUCUGGACGUGCUGGGAUUGACCUUUCGGAAGGACCUGUUUGUGGCCAACAUCCAGGCCUUCCCCCCAGUCCCUGAGGAGAAGAAACCCCUGACGCGACUCCAGGAGCGGCUGAUUAAGAAGCUCGGCGAGCAUGCCUACCCCUUCACUUUUGAGAUCCCUCCCAACCUGCCGUGCUCCGUCACUCUGCAGCCUGGACCAGAGGACACGGGGAAGGCCUGUGGCGUUGACUACGAGGUGAAAGCUUUCUGUGCAGAGAACCUGGAGGAGAAAAUCCACAAGAGGAAUUCCGUGCGCCUGGUGAUCCGCAAAGUGCAGUACGCGCCGGAGAGACCGGGCCCCCAGCCCAUGGCGGAGACCACCAGGCAGUUCCUGAUGUCCGACAAGCCACUGCAUCUGGAGGCGUCCCUGGACAAGGAGAUUUACUACCAUGGCGAGCCAAUCAACGUCAACGUCCAUGUGACAAACAACACAAACAAGACGGUGAAGAAGAUUAAAAUCUCAGUGCGCCAGUACGCGGACAUCUGCCUAUUCAACACUGCUCAGUACAAGUGCCCCGUGGCUGUGGAAGAGGCGGAUGACGUGGUGGCUCCGAGUUCGACGUUCUGCAAAGUCUACACGCUGACCCCCUUUCUCGCCAACAACCGGGAGAAGCGGGGCCUGGCCCUGGACGGGAAGCUUAAACAUGAAGACACCAAUCUGGCUUCCAGCACGUUACUAAGAGAUGGAGCCAAUAAGGAGAUCCUGGGAAUUAUUGUCUCAUAUAAAGUGAAAGUGAAGCUGGUGGUGUCUCGGGGAGGCCUGCUGGGAGAUCUUGCAUCCAGUGAUGUUGCUGUGGAGCUGCCGUUCACACUGAUGCACCCCAAGCCCAAGGAAGAGCCCUUGCACCGGGAUGUUCCAGAGAAUGAAGCUCCCAUAGAUACAAAUCUCAUAGAACUUGAUACAAAUGACGACGACAUUGUGUUUGAAGACUUCGCCCGACAGAGACUGAAGGGCAUGAAAGACGACAAGGAGGAAGAUGAGGAGGGGACAAACUCGCCGCAGCUGAACGACAGAUAAACGGGAUUCUUUUAACCAGUUUUGUUUGUUUCCAGUAACACCUCUGCAUUAGGCUUCUUAUAUUUUGUAUGAUUUUUUUUUUCUACAUGUACCGGGAGCCUAUGGAUCACCCAGCUGGUGACGGCAAUUAUAACCUUACAGCUGUGCCAUAUUUAUCACCAUGCAUCUAGCUACCUAGGCUGAAGUCUCGUCAGCUGUCUCGAGAAUGAACACAGGGUGGUGGGCCAGAUCCCGAGGGGGGUUGCAGCAAGCAGGUGUCACCGACGCUCAGCACCCCUUAGGAUUUGUCCCCCUCUAGUCCCUGGCUCUGUUUUCACUCUGGAGCAGCUGCUCUCAGCCCUUUCGUAUGAUCUGCAUCUUUUAUGCAUUUUGUAUAAUCCAGACAAGACAAAUCUUUGUUACGGGGGUGGGAGGAAGGGGUGGGGUGGACAACGCGUGUGAAAGGGGUUUAUUUUCUAGGCAAAUUGUUUUCACUGCAGAUGGGACAGUGUAUGAAGUGGGCACAAUGCUACACCCUGGCUGGAGAACAGUUGUGACGCCGAUCAGCUGACCACACUGAGUCCCGGGCUGUGACCCGCCCUCCCUGCGGUUCACAGCCUAUUGGCAAAGCCUGCAGAUCUGUGCACGGCCCAUCUGGGCCGAGAGCCUUGCCGACCCUUAGCACAGAGCCCGCGCCCCAACCUCAGCACUGCUGGUCCCCAGCCCCUGUCCCUCAUCUUGCUGGCUGAUGGCAAGGAUCUCCCUCGCUCGAGGGCAACUAGACUUCCCAGUGUGGGUCCCACGCUGGCCCUGCUUUGACCCCUGUACCCGCACCAGGAUCCUAGCCCCACACAGGGUCUUGCAGGAAGUGGUGGAGGACUGGCUGGGCCAGGGCGCUCCUGCUGGCCACUCAGGGAGGCUGUGCAGAGCCCCCUGUUAGCUGCAGGCAGUGCUGGACAAGGGUUCCUGCCUGGGGAAGCAUCCCCUUACGUGAGCCCUGCCAGUUCCACUCAGCUCCUACAGAGUCAGGAGAAAGGGGCCGCUAGGGGAUCAACCCCAGUAUCUUAAUUUCUUCUGCAACACACUGUCCCCCUAGUCCGGCGUGUUUAGAGGAGGGAUGACGAGAAGCGGCUUUUGUGUCUGUCAUCGGAGAGAGAGACAGUCACCAGCAGUUCAGACACGUGCUGAGAGUGCUGGCUCCCAGGGUGGAGACCGUAGGGUUGGGGAACCGCUGCUCUGGGAUCUGCUGUCUGUCUCCCAUUCUGCACCCUUGCGUGCCGUGCCAUGGACUUGGGCUGCUCGUGAUUGCAAGCUGCAGCCGUUCCGAGUGAGUUCUGAUGUCUGCUGGCGCAUGGGAGGCAGUGGGCACCAGCCGGCCCAGCCUCAGCCUGGCAAAGUGGCACUGUUGCUCUUUAAGGACAGGACCGGCUGCAUUUGGACACUGCCAGGCAGUGAGAGGUUCUGUGGCAGCCGAGAGGGGCCAGCUGCAGGAGGCAGGAAUCAGUCAGUCAGGCUGAUAGUCUAUGGCGACUGCUCAAUCCGUUAACACAGGGACACACGUGCCUCACUGUGAACACAGCCACCUGCUCUCCCGCCAGCCGGAGCGCACGGCUGUGCGUAGACCAGGCCGUGCGCUGUCCCACGCUGUUCUGUACCCCACAGGCCUGGCGUGUGGCUGGGGGGCUGUGAAGCGCUGGGAUCCCUCGGGUUAAGGGAGGAAGGUGUGAGUGGCAAUUUCCGGGCCUAGGCGUGACGAGAGAAACAGGCAGGAUGCUAGUCCCAGUCCCUUCCAUCGUGGGAACAAGGGAAUGGUCCUAGGGUGAGGCAUUAGGAGAUAACUGCCUACUAGGCUUUGCCUUUCUAGUUCCUCCAUAAAGGCUAUGGAUGAGGUUGUUUGAAUCGUAAGGGACCAAUCCUGGAGGCCAUGCCGAGGCAAAACGCUCUGCGGCCUGUAUGAGUUUUGGCUGGGUUUGGCCUCUACGACGAGUCCCCACAGAGUGGCUGGAACAGGGUGGUGAGCUGCACAUUUGGUGUUUGCAUUUAUUCUGUUGGAGGUAAACUCUGCUUUGGGCCCCCAUCAGCUUCACGGCCGCACACACGCCUGACCCUAGGAAUGCAGGAGAGAAAAAUCCUGGAGAGGUCAGUGGUGUUUGAUUUGCAGGGCCAAUGGGAUUGGACAAGGCUGAUCCUGUGACUGAAGAUAACAUUUUGAAGCCAAAGUAUCGUCGAGUCUUGGAAACCCAUAACGUUUUUAAUCUUCUGUGCCAGGACUGCAUGUAUAUCACACACACACACACACACACACACACACGCACGCACGCCUGUUAGGAGACUGAGGACUCAGACAACCUCCAUCUCCAUGCUCUGUACUGAAGGAACCUGUUCUGCAGCUCCUGCUGCCCACUACUGAUUUUCUCUCUCCUUUCCACACAAUGGACAAAAAUCAUCCCUGGUGCAACUCCAGUGACUUCUUUGGGCUUCCCUCAGGGCUAGAUUUGGUCCAUCUUUGCUCCCCUCUCUUCCUCUGCCCUCGAGGAUUAUUUAACUGUCUAAAUGAUUUGAGAGCUGGGUUAGAGGAAAGAUGCCUCUUGGGAUGAAGUUCUCUUGUGGUGAGCUGCAUUCAUGCGGGAUUUUCUGGGCGCAUGAGAACCCAUCUUCUCCUGUCAACCCCCAGAGAACCCAGGGUGAGUGCACUCCACCUGAUAUAUUCUCCACGCCUAUUCUGGGUACCCCGAGGCCUGCUGAUACUGGUGUUUGCAAUGUUGUGGCUGUGUUGGUCCCAGAAUAUGAGAGCGACAAGCUGGGUGAGGGAAUAGCCUUUAUGGGGGUGGAAGAGCCAAGCUUUUGAACUCCACAGAGCUCUUCUCCAGGUCUGGGGCUGGUACUCAGGGGGUCACAGCUCAGUGCAAGCUGGGUCAGGUUGUUAAGCAUAAGGGGGUAACACAUGUUGCCAGAGACCAGUUACAGUGAAGUGGGAAAUUUAACACCUCCGCAAUCGAAGGACAAAGGCUGGUUAGUAGGUUACAAAUUGUAACACACCAUAAAACCAGGACCAUGCUUUUUGGUGUCUAGCAACGUUCUCAGUUUAAGUUCCUAGGCUCAUCUUUUGAAGGCAUCGUGAAGGUUUCCUUUGAGGAGCGGGAGUGAGAGAGACAAAACAGAGCAAUCGUGUUGUGAGAAGUGUUCGCCGUGGUGAUGGGGUGUUUUGGUCUCAUCAUUUUGCUGUGUGAGUUCAUUCGACAGUCUGGUUUCACCCACAUAGUUAUUGUUGGGGCAUUUGCUGUAAUGGGUCAUGUACAUCACAUGUUGUGAUAGGCACAUGUAGGGCCCAUGUGUCUUGAAAGGCAGGUUGGGGAGAGUGCUGGUCAUUGUAGCAGCGGAGAGAUGUCUGCAGGUUUCACAUCUGUUGUUCUGGCAAAGUCUGGUGCUGCUUUGAGUUGAUGUCUUGCUUUUGUGGAUGAGGUUUGCAGGUUUGGAGGGUUGUCUGAAGGCCAGAAGAGUGGGCUCAGGAAAGACUGAAAUGCUGGGUCUCUUUAGAGUGGAGAUGAGUAAGAGAGGGCAUGAGGAAGGCAUACAAAAUAAUGGGAUGGAGAAAGGAAAUCAGCUGCUCUUAUUUACCCUUUCACAACACAAGGACAAGGGGGCACUCUGUGAAACUGAACCCGAUUAUAACUGAUUCCUUACACACAGCACAGAAAAACUUGUGGAACUCACUAUCACAGGACAUCCAGGCACAGAGUAGAGUAGGGUUUAAAAGAGGAUCUGACAGUCAGAUGUGACAACAGCCACAAUUUCAGGAGAGGGGAUUAAAAAUUAUAUUUUUAGAAGGGAUCAAAACCUGCAGGCUUCAGGCAUUAGCCCACUACUAACUGGUGCAGUGGGCGGGGGCAGGAUAGGAAGACAUUUCCCCUAUGGCAAGAAUAUUCUAUCCACUGGGAAGCUCCUUGCACCUAUCUUGGAAACAUCUGUUCCUGACCAAUGGUGAAGACAGGACCCUGAGCUAGUUGUCUGACCCAUUGGCUGAUUGCUGCCAGGUGGUCACUCCCUCACAGGCAGAGCCCAGGAGGACUGUAGAAUGGAGGCAGUGGCUGGGAAUGUCACUGACUGUCAGGUGGCACUCAGGACAUUCUGUUGACUCUGGUUCGAAUCCAGCACUGGCUAAGAUCUCGCAGGGAAGCACGUAUAGUAACGGCAGCCUUGUGCGACGGUUCAUUUGGGCACGCGCUAGUUUGGGGGAGGGGUGGAGAGCAGCCAAGGAAAAGUCUCCCAUUUAGUAAAUGCUGAGCAACACCUCAGAGCCAUACCUAACGGGGUAGGGAGGGGGAGGCGGCCAUGUGUGCCCUGGGGAUGGGGAAGUUAUGAGUGGUUGAGACAGGGAGCAGCGUGCCAAAGAGAGGUGGAGUCAGUAUGGUGUCUAGGUCGGGGGGCUACUUUGACAGCUGCCUGUCACCUGCUUUCCCAGCUAUUCACCUCUCUUCUGGUCCAUCGGCAAGUUUGUUUUACCAGCUUAGGCUCCCUUAAACUCAGUGGGUCGGAGGCCAUAGGUGCUGGAACUGGGAGUGCUGGGGGGUGCGGCAGCACCCUGUGACUAGAAGUGGAUUCCAUUAUGUACAGGAUUUACAGCUUGGUUCAACGGCUCUCAGCACCCCGCUCAGCUGCUGAUCUCAUUUGCUCCAGAAUAGCACCAUUGACCCCCCCAACAGCGCUGCUGCAGAGAUCACCAGCAUAACUCAGCUCAGCAUUAUGCUGUGUGGGCUAAAGUCAUUCCUGGUGGAAUUGCAUUGUACCAAGCGGAGUGACCCCAGGGAUUAAUGUGCCCCAGUGAAAAUUCCCUUGGGCCUGAGCCAAAGUCCAUUGAAACUAAUGGGCGCCUCAUUCAGACUCCGCUCGACUUCAGAGGGCUUUGGAUCAGGCCAUUAACAGUGUGUCACUUCCACCACCAGGUGUGUGAAAUUUCCCUGCCAACAACGUGCUGGAUUUGGGGCAACUGCAUGUGCCAGUGGGUAAUUUACCCCAGUUACAGGCGCUCUCCCAGCCAGCUGUGCUCGCUAGCUUGGCCAGUGGUCCUGGCUCUGGCUAGGCCCAGCAACGUUUCAAGGCUUGCCAGUUGGACGUUUAGCUCUGUAGCGUUACACCCAGUGAAAGCAGUAACAAUCCAUCCUCUGGGAGAAAAAAAUAACCCAGACAACGGUGGGUGAGGAGAUCAUGUAUAGUCAGACAGCGCCUUCUGUCCCAUCCCCAACACACUCAUUGAGACAGUAGCGAUCUCACCGAUGAGUUAGUUCUAUUCAAUAACGAUCUUUGCCCUUAUUCAUUACUCACCUGCAUUCAGCAUGAACGUUUGGAGACCGCGCAUUGACCAUUCGAUCUGUAUAUACGCACGUCGGGCACGCUAGAGAGAGACAGAGAGAAAACCAACCGUUGUUAUUUUUAGGUAACCUGACUGGGCAAUGUGGUACUUUUUGUAAAGUGGUUACUUUGUACUGUUCAUUGAGAACUUGCUUCUUCGGUUUCUCCCCUGUAUCUGUGACGUUUCUGUGUUCUGUCAAAUAAAUUAUUCUAGUUUAUUAAACUCAGAGAAGAAACCACA
Messenger RNA from Malaclemys terrapin pileata, 7592 nucleotides. RefSeq names its product arrestin beta 1 (gene ARRB1). NCBI's taxonomy places the organism in Eukaryota, Metazoa, Chordata, Testudines, Emydidae. The transcript is spliced from 17 exons. Gene Ontology annotation, molecular function: G protein-coupled receptor binding. Bases 791 to 2023 code for a protein of 410 amino acids. Gene Ontology annotation, biological process: G protein-coupled receptor internalization; visual perception; signal transduction. The record is from RefSeq and is a predicted model, not a curated record.